Molecule: messenger RNA, 1656 nt
Organism: Eurytemora carolleeae
Lineage: Eukaryota; Metazoa; Arthropoda; Copepoda; Calanoida; Temoridae
Product: transcription factor AP-2-alpha
Exons: 6
Coding region: 231-1352 (373 amino acids)
Biological process (GO): anatomical structure development; regulation of cell population proliferation; regulation of transcription by RNA polymerase II
Cellular component (GO): nucleus
Molecular function (GO): DNA-binding transcription factor activity, RNA polymerase II-specific; RNA polymerase II transcription regulatory region sequence-specific DNA binding
Source: RefSeq, a predicted model, not a curated record
CUUACGGUCAGACACUGAACUCCCGCGGCAAUCUUUAAUUUUGUUCUGUUAACUCUUGUUAACUGUAAACAAGAAAAAAUACCGGAAGUACAAAAUCUGCUUACUUUAUGUAUUACAAUAUCGCAGUACUGUACAAUUACCUACAGUGAUAGGACUUGAUUAAGUGUAUAGGACGUCUACGUCUGAAUAGUUCUGAGCAGAAUUCCGUCCUACAGACGUCCUAGCUCUUGAUGCAACUUAUAGCAGAGAACAGGAUGACCGCUAUGGAGGAGAGAGUUAACAGUUUUCCUCCAGCUUCAAGAACUCCUGAGUUUCAACCCCCAUACUUCCCUCCACCCUUCUCCAGUAACAUGAGUUUACAGCAGCAGGACGUUUUCAGCUCAUCAACCCUACAGACUCUACAGAGCCCUGAUCCUUACCAGAUAUCCCUUCAUUCUUUCAAUAUAAAUCAGGUCGGGAUAAAUACAGGAAACCAACCCUUCUCCUAUGAGAACCUGAGACGGGAGUAUACUCGUCUUGAACCUGACACCAUGAGUCAUAGUUUAUCCCCGGAGCAGGAACCUCAGAUGGAUGAAGAACAAGGAAUUUUCCCAGUUAUACGAGCCAGGGAUACAAACUCUAAAGAAAACCAUCUUCUCUCAACCCUUCCCACAGAUAUCUUUUGUUCUACUCCUGGUAGGCUCUCCCUUCUCUCCUCAACCUCUAAGUACAAGGUCACCAUAGCUGAGGUUCAGAGAAGACUCUCUCCUCCGGAGUGUCUCAAUGCGUCCCUGCUGGGAGGAGUUCUCCGUCGAGCCAAGUCCAAGGACGGAGGAAAGGUUUUGAGGGAUAAAUUGGAGAAAAUAGGGAUGAGUUUGCCUGCUGGGAGAAGGAAGGCUGCCAACGUGACCCUGCUGACAUCCCUGGUGGAGGGGGAGGCGAUCCACCUGGCCAGGGACUUCGGGUACGUGUGUGAGACAGAGUUCCCAGCCCGGCAGGUUGCGGAGUAUCUCUCCAGACCCCAUCAAGAGGCAUCAGAUCAAUACAGAAGAAAGGAUCUCAUCAUGGCAACAAAGGUGAUCACAAAAGAGCUAAUGGACCUGUUAAACCAGGAUAGAUCUCCUCUCUGCAACACCAGACCCCAACCUAUCCUAGAUCCUAGUAUACAGAGACAUCUAACCCAUUUCUCAAUGAUUACACACGGGUUUGGUUCUCCAGCUAUAGUUGCAUCCCUCACCGCUAUCCAGAACUACCUGAACGAGAGUAUGAAGCUCCUGGAGAAAUCCUAUCCUCCUUCAUCUUACGGCAUCGACUCCAAACCUAUCCAUAUAGACUCCAAGAUCCUUAUAAACCAUACAUUGGAUAAAAAGUAGAAUAUUUUGUACAUAAAAAAUUUAGUCCUUGGACCCAUUGUACAUAUGUAAGUACAGUAUAGUACACCACCUGACCAGUGCUCAAUUCAUGCAGUCUCUUCUAUGUACAAAUAGUACAACAAUAUGUAUAUGUAAAUUGUUCUUCAUAAAUUAUCCAUAACACAAAUGGAUCUGUUAUGCUAGCUAAAAUCUUGCCAAUUGUACAAUAGAUUCCAGAAGGGAUAAAUUAUAAAGUUCUUUUUUUUUGCUUAAAUCUCUGCUGAAAUUUUCUUCUAUAAGUCUUCCAUCUGUUUCAUUAUUAUUU